This is a messenger RNA of Mercurialis annua (annual mercury), 958 nucleotides long. RefSeq names its product 60S ribosomal protein L7-4-like. Gene Ontology annotation, molecular function: RNA binding; structural constituent of ribosome. The record is from RefSeq and is a predicted model, not a curated record. Gene Ontology annotation, biological process: maturation of LSU-rRNA from tricistronic rRNA transcript (SSU-rRNA, 5.8S rRNA, LSU-rRNA). Gene Ontology annotation, cellular component: cytosolic large ribosomal subunit. The transcript is spliced from 6 exons. NCBI's taxonomy places the organism in Eukaryota, Viridiplantae, Streptophyta, Magnoliopsida, Malpighiales, Euphorbiaceae. The coding region runs from base 61 to 792 and encodes 243 amino acids.
CACUCUUAUAAGAAUUUCGCAGCUCUCAAAGCCACCUCCAGAUCUCAAAUCACACUGAAAAUGGGCGGUGAAGAAGUGCAAAUGAUUCCCGAAUCCGCCUUAAAGAAGAACAAGAGGAACGAGGAAUGGGCAGUGGCUAAGAAGCAAGAGCUCGAAGCUUCUAAGAAGAAAGCCAAAGAAAGCCGCAAAUUGAUUUUCAAUCGGGCUAAGCUUUACGCCAAGGAGUAUGAUCAACAGCAAAAGGAGCUGAUUCAGUUGAAGCGUGAGGCUAAGUUGAAAGGAGGGUUUUAUGUUAACCCUGAAGCUAAGCUGUUGUUUAUCAUCAGGAUUCGUGGUAUCAAUGCUAUUGACCCAAAGACCAAAAAGAUCUUGCAGCUCUUGCGUUUGAGACAGAUUUUCAAUGGUGUAUUCCUAAAGGUGAACAAGGCAACAAUAAAUAUGUUGCAUAGGGUUGAGCCAUAUGUGACUUAUGGAUACCCUAACUUGAAGAGCGUCAGAGAAUUGAUUUACAAGAGGGGCUAUGGAAAAGUGAACCAGCAGAGAAUUGCAUUAACUGACAAUUCAAUUAUUGAGCAGGUUCUAGGUAAGCAUGAAAUCAUCUGCGUGGAGGAUCUGAUCCACGAAAUAUUGACUGUCGGACCACACUUCAAGGAGGCAAACAACUUCCUAUGGCCUUUUCAGCUCAAGGCUCCUUUGGGAGGCAUGAAGAAAAAGAGAAACCAUUAUGUUGAAGGAGGUGAUGCAGGAAACCGAGAAGAUUUCAUUAAUGAGCUAAUCAGAAGGAUGAAUUAGAUUUCUUGUGAUACUUUGUUGGCAUUUUUGAGACUUGCUGUUUACUGUAAGAUUGCAUCGGAGUUGAUAAGACAUAAUUUUGCAGUUUUAAAUUAGUGGUUUUGUUCUGUUUCUUUGGCAUCUAUACUAUACUUUCAUCAAGUAGUAAAUGCAUUUUUCGUGCGAA